CUUGCAUAAUUCCCGCCGGCUGUACUCGGCAGAAAAUGUGUUAAUCACGAAGCAAAUUAUCCGUCGUUAAUUAUAAGAUAAUUGAGGAGAGAAAAUUGCUAAUAAUUGACGCAAAGAGAAGGACAAGUGAAUCUUUCUCACACGCUGACUGACUACUUCAAUUUUAGCAACAAAGUCUCUCAGUACACGUAUACACACACACACACAUACACACACACACACACACACACACACACACACACACACACACACACACACACACACACACACACACACACACACACACACACACACCCUCGCAAGGUGGAAACCCACAGAGGCGUACAGGACCAGCUAGUGCCUGCGUUCAAGCGCCGGGGUCCUCCCCAACAACCAGCUUUUGUGUUCUAAAGGAAUUUUGUGUUACUAAGAGCAUAGACUGAAUACCGUAGACGCCGUGUUGAGAGCGUGAGAGAAAUUUGCCGCUCGCAGGUGUUUACGCGACACUGACAGUGACAAGGGUGCGUCUCUCUGCCUCGGAAAUAUUUAAUGGAUUGAAAAGAAGACAUUUUAUCGAAGUAGUGUGAGAGAGGAGUGACAUGUGUGGGCCGAGAGACAUACCUGAGGAUCAUCUCUACUCUUGCUGCCCGCGCUCACCUGGUUGCAUCGUUGGCAUCUUUGCGGUGACCUCGACGUGAGCGUGGUAGUUAUCCCAGGCCAUGGAGGUGGUGACACUAGCCGGCGCACGACCACCGCACGAGGACCUACCCAUGGACCUCACCACCACCAGCCGUCGACACCUCAUGCUUCACCACGCUGAGUGGCCCCGUCUCCGCCACGACCCAAGACGCCCGGUGGAGUGUGUCCUGAAGCCACUCGCCAAGCUGCCUUCAGAGGCAAUGGCGCGCUCCGCUCCCGCGGCCGUCAGCCGCUACAUCCCCAUCCCCAAGAAGAGACACUGCCGGGCGCGUGGCUCUCCCCCGUACACGACCCACUCCCCACCGCCCAAAUGCCAAUCCCCGUGGAUCGGCAGGUAUUCCCCGCCGUCUUCUACGGUCUUGGACGUCUCAAAUCGGCUUUCACCGGACGUAGCUCGUAAAAGAGCGAGACUUGAGUCCCCCAAACCUUCUGAUUCACUCUGCGAGUCAAGUCUGCGGCCACCAUCUGCUGAAGACAAGAACGGCACUGCCCCCAUCAGCAGCAAUAGUAGCGGGAGCGACAAUAACGACAAGCGUCGAGUGAUGGGGGUGGGGCGGGCCAGGGGUGAUAGUGAUAUAGUGGAGGUUGGAGAAGGCUUAAGUCAGUCAGUGAUGAGGCCGCGGCAGAGGCAGUGCUCGCCCCACGCCGGGAGCUCCGUGCUCACAAGCCCCUCUGGAAUAAGCACAGAUGAUAGUGAUGGCGUACCAGGGAGCCAGCUCCUGACGGCUCUCCUUCGCCUACAAACAUCGACAGUUUCCCAAGGCCUGCUGAACCCAGCCGCCCUGAAGGAUACAGAGGCGCUGCUGGCGGCCGUGCAUCAGUCCCAGAUCCUUUACUACACCUACUGCUCCCAACUCAUCCAAAACUUGCGGGCCAAGCAGCUGGAACAGCAGCACCGCCUGCAAGAACAGCAGCACCACCUGCAGGAACAGCAGCACCAUCUACAGGAACAGCAGCACCAUCUACAGGAACAACAACACAACCUGCAGGAACACACUCGACUGGACUGCGAGUCAGAGGACGAGAAGCAGGUUCGUUUGGAGGAUAAGUGUUACGACUACGAGGACGACAUCAACCUCAACGAGCAAGAUCGGCUCUCAGAAAUCAAUUCCAUCCUGCGAGCGAGACUCAACAGUCAGGAGACGCCGCAACCCACGCCGGACACUCACUCCCCUUCAGCUGGUUCCCCCUGUGGAACAUUACCUUCCAGUACAACGGGUGGCGAGGACCUGGACUUGUCCCCGACGGAGUCGUGCGGGGGAACCCGUAAGCGCGCACCCCGGGCCCUAACGGGCAAGCAUGUGCGGCCGGGCACAGGGGCGUCGGCAAGCACUCUCCUCACCCUGCGUCAAAAGUUGCAGGAUCGCCAAAAAUACCGGGAGGUCUACGGGGUAGACCCACCACAACCCACCAAGACCAUCAAGACCCGACCUCGGAAGCGGUGAGAGGCUCCUCGCCGACUAUGUCGCAUACAGAGAAACAGAUUUACGUGUAAUUCAAGAAAAAAGGGAAUACAAGUAGGAAAGAUUUACUCACAUGAUGAGAUUUGUCCUGUAGUGGUUGCCUUAUAUACACUGUAAGCCAGAUAAAUAACACGGACCUACUUUAUAAUAACAGCUAUUUGUUCGUUAUCAUAAAGUCAAAUGUAUUGUGUACAUCGUAGGGAAAGGCGCCGAAUUCUUGCGAGUGUGGACCUCUCAGGAAAUUAGGUCUCCCGCUUUCCUGAAGAUCUAAAAAACCGAGGUGUUGCAAAUCUUGGCCAGGAUGCCGCCUCGUCCUACCUGGAGGUGCUGGUGUUUAGAGAAAAUAUGAUGAAUUAGCAACAUUAACGUGUGAUUGGCCGUCCCCUCCAGGCAUGAGCAUGACUGGAGGCUGUGCUACGCCCACCACACCUGUGUUGCGCCUGCGUGCUCCAUCCCGCCUCCUCAAUUUACCUGUCUUUCUGGAUUCCCCCUCAAGGUGAUGUCAGACCGUCCAGGAGCUGGUGAGAGUUUUUUGACGCUAUUUACCUGCGUCGCUUUUGCAGGUUUUGCAGGGCGAGGGUCGAUUAGAGUAAACCAAUAUUGGUGUUGAAAGUUGGCUUUGAACAUUUUUCGUUACGGGAAUAAUUUACUGUUAAAUUGUCUUGAUUUUGUAUCUUCCCUGUUAUUAGCUCCAGUUUAAAGAACACCUCUUCACACUUAUGUAUGGAAUUAUUGUAAAUGGGAUGGUGUACUAUUCCCUUUCCUUUGAAAUGAUUCAACGUAUUUAGUGUAAUUAAUUUUCUUCCGACAACAAAGACUGAAAAUUAAGGUUUUCUACGAUAUCUACGAAAAUUUUCUAUGAUAAAUUUCUUGUUUCCCUGAUCACUGAGCCUCGGGGCUGCCCUCCCCCGAGGGUCAGUGAUCCUGGACACUGGGGACCCGAGGCGGCGUCAGCCUCCAGUGUCAGCCACGCUACAGUUACCAAGAAUAGGCGGGGAUGUUAAUAAUCAGAUUAUAGGAAUGUUGCACAGUGACUUUCUAUCAUCAUGAUCACACACAGAGAUCACACUAACGUGAUGCAUCAAAUGAACAAAUCCACAAGAGCCGUGACGAGGAUUCGAACCUGCGUCCGGGAGCACAGCAUAAGGCAGUGUCUGGGAUGCUCCCGGACGCAGGUUCGAAUCCUCGUCACGGCCCUUGUGGAUUUGUUUAUCAUCAUGAUGUUGCACAGGAACAUGUUAAAGAUUAUAUACACACACAGUGGUAGAUGAAUAAUAAGUUUGACAGGAUGUCUAAACACUACUCACAGUGAUGUGGAAAGCGUAACUCAUAAUACAAAAUGUGCUUUAAGGUGAAACUUGUGUUUCAAAUAAUUUAGUUUUGCAUGUUGUCCAUUUGACUGUUGUCUCCUGGAAGUGUGUUGGUCCUGUGUGUGAGGACGGUGAACACGGUGAACAGUUCCCUGCGUGUGUUCUUCCGUCUGAACAAGCUACCGUCCACAAGAGUAAAUUCUAAAGGCUUUCUGCGAAGCCAUCAAAUCUAGUCUAGACUUACGUAAUUAUUACUGCCGAGUAUUAGAAACUAAUUUUCACCGUGAAUGUUACAUGUAAAUGAAAAGAAUGAAGAGAUUUCCUUAUGUUACAGGGCUAACCUUUCCUGGUAGCUGUUCUAGGUUGUUGGAACAGC
This is a messenger RNA of Procambarus clarkii (red swamp crayfish), 3827 nucleotides long. RefSeq lists its product as uncharacterized. Lineage: Eukaryota; Metazoa; Arthropoda; Malacostraca; Decapoda; Cambaridae. The record is from RefSeq and is a predicted model, not a curated record.